Molecule: messenger RNA, 1604 nt
Organism: Saccostrea cuccullata (small rock oyster)
Lineage: Eukaryota; Metazoa; Mollusca; Bivalvia; Ostreida; Ostreidae
Exons: 2
Coding region: 722-1225 (167 amino acids)
Source: RefSeq, a predicted model, not a curated record
UGUGUUUGAUUUCGUACAGGAAUAAUAUCUAAAUAUAUAUAUGACAUCAGCUAAGCAUUUCAUGUGGUAACAUUUUAACAAAAAUAUGAAAAGUUAUUUCUCAUUUUCAGACAAACCUUUAAGAAUGCCAAGAAAGAAAAAGUCUGCAGAUGAAAGAAUAAAAGAAAGAAGAAAGCGUGAAAGGGAAAGAAAAAAUGAUUCAAAACCAUCCACCAGUAAACAGUUGAGAUCAACUGAUUGUGUUAAAAUUGUUGAUUCAAGCAAACCAGGUGUUACUUUGAAAAGUAAAGAUGCACCAGUACUUUCUGCUAAUGUUGAAGAUGAUUCAAAAUGUGAAAGAGGUAAAACAGAUAUUUCAAAACCUUCUACCUGUAAACAGAGUCAAUCAACAGAUUGUGUGAAACCCUUUUAUUCAAAACCUUCUGCUAAAUUUAAAACAGAACAAAAGGAAACUGGAGAAACACAAUAUUCUUUUAUUGAAAGAGAAAUAAAUAAACAGAGACAAUGGCAAUUUCAAAUCAUGAACAAUUACAAAAAUAUGGAUAAGGGAGAUUCCGAAGUAGUGUCAUCAAGUAAAGAAGUCAAAAGGAAGUUUUCUCAGUUAGGCUGUAUCAUUUCGAGCAAUAGAACGAACAAGAGUACCAGUACAUCUUAUAAUCCUAGAAAUGUUACCAAUUGAAUAAAAAAUCUCCCCGAAGCUAGAAAAACAGUUUUAAAAGUAAUGGAUAGGGAACGGAAAUCAAAAAGAAGGAAAAACCUUGAUGAAGAUGCAAAAGCAGAAUUUAAAGUAAAAGCCAAAAAACAAAAGCAAGAGAAAAGAAAAACACUUGAUGAAGAGGCCAGAGCUAUGAUUAAGCAUAAAAACAAGACACAUAUAGAAAAGAAAAGAAAAACUCUUGAUGAAGAGGCCAAAACUGAAAUUAAACAAAAAGACAAAAAAAAAACAAAAAAACAAAAGCAAGCGAAAAGAAAAACAUGUGAUGAAGAGGCCAAAACUGAAACUAAAGAAAAAGACAAAAAACAAAAGCAAGCGAAAAGAAAAACACUUCAUGAAGAAGCCAAAACUGAGAUUAAACAGGGAGACAAAAAACAGAAGGAAAAAAAACGAAAAACCCUUGAUGAAUUGACAAAAUGCACUCGAGAAAAAAACAGAAAUCAAAUGAAGGAACAAAGAGCAGCAAAAACUUCUGAAGCUGGCAAUGCAAUACAACUUUUCUGCAGAUGAUUAAACAAGGUCCAACAUAUAUCUGCUCUGUUUGCCAAAGACAAAUGUACAGGGAAUGUGUUGUUUUGUACAAUGAAAGUGUCUUUACUAUGUGUGACAAAGAAUUGUUAGAAAUAUGCAAUACACAAAAGAGAAGUAUUGAUGGGGAACAGUAUAUUUGCACCACAUACACAUGGAAUUUGAAACGUAAUAUGAUGCCUAUGCAAGCGAUAGCAAAUUCAUUAAUUCUAGAUGAUAUACUAGAACAGUUGAGGGAUUUGUCAACAUUAGAAUCAACUUUAAUAAGCAAAAGAAUUCCCUUUAUGAAAAUCCUUGCUCUGCCCCGUGGUAAGCAGAAGGCCGUACAUGGAUGUGUAGUAAACGUGCCAGUAAAUCCAGA